UGGGGGGACCCCUGCCUCGCCUUCCCGUGGCAGGUGGCAAUGGCAGUGGGUGACGGGCAGGCCUGCAUGACUUUGCACAUUGGCUGGCGCCCGUGGUGCGCAGACGCGAAGCAGUUCCUGGCCAAAAGUCAGUGGGAUGGGACAGAAACGUAUAAACAUUUCAUAGGGCAGGGAGCUUGCGGCUCUGCUACUCAGCGGAAAAGGAGGAGGAAGGUACGCAGCCCCUGCCUUCCCCCUCCCCGGGCUUCUGCCUUCCCAACGAGGGUGAGGAAUUGAGCCCCACCAUGCCUAGGGGAUGCUGUGCUGCUUUUCCAGACAGGAAAGUAACAUUUUCUUUUUUUCGUAUGUGGCAAAAGGCAUGUAAGUUACUGUGAGAAAAUUAAAUGCAUCUAAAUCAAUGAAAUAAGGUAUUCAUUUCUUGCUGGGCAGGGGGAGAAAAUGGUCCUUGGCUUUCCUUAAGGUAUCUGAUCAGGGACUUUUAAGGACUCUGUGUGUGGCUGCCAUCCAAAACUGAAGGGGAAUGCCCAUCUCUGCCUGCCUGCUGCGUUCUCCAUCUGAAAACAUAACUGGGGCCUGGCUUAUUAGGUGAAGACCAUGAAGUCCUUAAAAUAGCAGCCUUUCAUACCUAGUGUGUUUCCUCAAUCAAACCCAGAGCAUCCCCCACAACAAAGACACUGAGUAUUGCACCUCUCCCAUCCUCUGGUGGGAUCCCUGGGCUGGGUGAGGAACGUUGGAGGUACGGAGCCCUCCCUCUGGCCAUCAUGGAGCCCACAGCUCACAGCCAGCAGAAUGAAUCUACUGCUUCCAGCGUGGAGACAGCAGAAGACCUUGCCUUUGAGUUAAAUGCUGCUGUGAGGGACAACAGUAUAAAAGGUGUGCUGGAGCUGCUGGAGAGAGGUGCAGAUGUGAACUCCAAAGCAGGAGGUGGCUGGACACCAUUGCAGAGCGCCGUGCAAGCUAAUAAUGAGGACCUGGUCCGGCUUCUGCUGGACAAGGGUGCUUGUCCAUAUGCCAGGAAGGACAAUGGUGGCACUGCGUUUACUGAGGCAGCGAUAGUGGGAAAUGUGAAUAUACUGGAGCUCCUCCUUGAUCAUGGGUUAAAUAUUAAUGACCAUGACAACAACGGCUUCACAGCUUUCAUGGAGGCUGCAUGGUAUGGGAGGGAGGAAGCCUUGAAAUUCCUGUAUAGCAAAGGAGCAAAUGUGAAUUUGAGGAGGGCAGUUAGUGAGGAGAGAGCAAAACUGUGUAAAGGAGGUGCAACAGCACUGAUGGAUGCUUGUAGGGAGGGCCACUUCUCAGCUGUAAAAACUCUUGUCCAAGAGAUGGGGGCUGAUGUUAACAUUUGUGACAAUCGAGGUAGGAAUGCCUUGAUCCAUGCCCUCAAGAAGGGCUGUGCCAAGGAAAGCUACAAGUCAGCUGUCUCCAUAGGCCAUUUCCUGAUGGACUGUGGUGUUGAUGUGAACUGUAAAGAUGAAUGUGGGAAAACUGCCCUCAUCCUAGCUGUUGAAAUGCAGAGCCCAGAUUUGGUGGAAGCUUUACUGGAGAAGGGUGAAAUAGAUAUUGAGGAUGCAGAUGAGGAGGGCAACACAGCACUGAUGGUGGCUGUAGAGAAAAACGACUGCAACAUAGCAAAGUUGUUGUGUGAAAAAGGAGCAAGGACUGAUGAUGGGAACCUUAUUGCUGUUGCGAAUAGGAAACGUGCUCAUAACAUGGCAUGUCUUCUUCGCCAUUAUAAUGCCAAGUUUGUUCCAGAAAACCCUGAAGACUGGGAGCCAAAGAGCAAACGCUGGAGGGACCAGCUGAAAAACCUUUAUAAAAUAUAUCACCUUAUGAUUGGCAAUCUGAAGAUAUUUCAGUGCAUCGAGCAGAGAAUUCAGAACACUUCCCAGGGUGGCAUCUACCUGGGUCUCCACAGUGGGACGGAGGUAGCAGUAAGAAUAAGCCUCAGUACAGAGGGUGAUAAAGAGAAAAGGUUCUUUGAACAGUGUUGUAACUGUGAACAUUUAAUGAAGCUCUUUUCAUUUGAGAAGGCAAGAGGCUACAUGUACUUGUGCUUCCCCCUCUGGGAGAAAAACCUUGAAGAACAUCUGCAGGAACCAGAAAACCAAAUGGAUUACAAAGAUGGUUUGAGGAUGAUCUUCCAGGCAUUGAGAGAGCUGCACUCCCUUGGAUUUGCUCACCAGGAUCUGCAUCCCAGGAACUUUUUCAUAGAUUUAGGUGGCAAAAUUUACUUGGCGGACUUUGAUAAUAGAAGGACAUUGAUUGAAGGCAAAAAAGAACUUGUAAACUCAGAUUUAGAGGCCCUCGGCAGGCUCAUGCUGUAUGUUUUAACACGGGGUAAGAAACCCCUUCAGCAAGUCAGUGUUGAGGAUUUGGCUGCUGACUCUCCAGAUUACAAUGAGGCUCUGGACCUUGUAAAUAGCCUAGUCUCUCAUGAUGAACGAGGCUUGGAAGGUUUGAGCAAACACCCCUUUUUCUGGAGCAAACAGACGUUCAGGUUCCUGAAGAACAUAUGGAAUAAAAUCAAAGUUCUCCACAAUGAAAAAGCUGUCUUUCAAGCUCCUAAUGUUGCUGAAAGUUUUCCUUAUCCAUGGUGGACCAAGGAGAUUGACAGAAUGGUUCUGAAUAUUAUGGAGAAACAUAGGAAAGCAAAGCCAUAUACCAAUGAUGUCACUGACCUACUGAGGCUCAUCAGAAACCUGGAUGAACACCCAAAUAUCAGGAUCAGCAACAGAAUAGGAGACCAUGCUGAGUAUUUCUUGAAGCUUUUUCCAGCACUUACCAUUUAUGUCUAUAACAGUUUAUACCAGAAUCCCAAAUACAGUCACCUUGCAGACAUUCAGGACCCUUCUCUGUAGGAUGUCAUCGCCUCCUGUCCCAUGUCCGAUCCCACCAUCACCACCUCCUUUUAUUCGCUAUUUCAUCAUCUGCAAAAGAGUUGAAGAAAGUGGGUAAGGAGGAGGGAGACAGUACAUGCAGAGACAGAGCACGGAGGACUUAGACUAAAAUGAAAGAUGCUUCAGAAGUGUUUGGUGUAGCAACCAUGGGCUUUGGAGAGGAACCAAGUUGAGUGCCAGCCCAGGUCCCCCUUUGACUACCUCUGUCCCUCUGGCUUUACCUGCCUCUGUGAGGUGGAGGUCAAGGUCCUGAUCCUAAUAGAAAGCAGGGAGAUGUGGGACAGCCCCCAUAUACCAAACACACCUGGGAGCUAGGAGAGAAGCUCAGGCAUUGACAAAUAACAUGGGACUCCCUGAUGAAGUAAAAGGAGUUUGAGCUCCUUGCUAG
Athene cunicularia (burrowing owl) is the source of this 3285-nucleotide messenger RNA. RefSeq names its product ribonuclease L (gene RNASEL). The transcript has 9 exons. The record is from RefSeq and is a predicted model, not a curated record. Gene Ontology annotation, biological process: protein phosphorylation; mRNA processing. NCBI's taxonomy places the organism in Eukaryota, Metazoa, Chordata, Aves, Strigiformes, Strigidae. Gene Ontology annotation, molecular function: protein binding; protein kinase activity; RNA nuclease activity. Bases 762 to 2858 code for a protein of 698 amino acids.